This is a messenger RNA of Sungouiella intermedia, 2022 nucleotides long. Lineage: Eukaryota; Fungi; Ascomycota; Pichiomycetes; Serinales; Metschnikowiaceae. The record is from the annotation of a GenBank genome assembly.
AUGAUAUUCCGUUUUAUUUCUUUUCUUCUCCUUGUGGAGCUUGUAUUGGGAAACCCAAUCAAGUUGGCCAAGUCGUCACUCUGGAAUAGACGAGGCACCUCCAAAGACCAGUAUUUGGUUACUAGUUUACCAGGUUUGACUGAGAACAUUGCAGAAGAAGACCGUCCUAUCAUGUUUGCUGGUCAGUUGGAGCUUUACAAGGAGAACAACACCCACUACUUCUUCUGGAAGUUUGCUGAUCAGAACAGAACUCCCGAGAUUGAGAACAGAACAAUUUUCUGGCUCAACGGAGGCCCCGGCUGCUCUUCGAUGGAUGGUGCAUUGAUGGAGGCUGGUCCACUUAGAAUUAACAGCAAUAAUGAGGUGAUUUACAAUGAGGGCUCGUGGCACAAGAAGGGAGAUAUGGUGUUUGUUGAUCAGCCUGGAGGAACCGGAUUCAGUUAUACCGGACAAUAUGACACCGAGUUGGACCAAAUCCGCUUCGAUUUCUUAACCUUUUUGGAGAAAUAUUUCGAGGUUUUCCCUGAAGAUAAGCACAAGGAAAUCACCUUGGCUGGAGAGAGUUAUGCGGGCCAAUAUAUUCCAUACAUUGCCCUGGGCAUUCUUGAACGGAACAAACGUGUGAGCCCAGAGGAAAAGUACAAUUUGAAGGGUCUUCUUAUCGGAAAUGGAUGGAUUUCUCCAAACCGUCAGAGUUUAUCGUACUUGCCAUUUGCUGUGAAGGCCGGUAUGAUCAGCACGUCCCACCCUAGCUGGCAAGACUUACUCGAUCGUCAUGUCAAGUGUCAAGAUCUCGUUGCUGGUGUCAAUGAUGAUGACACUUUCGGUGUCAGUAAAGUAGUAGAUCGUGUGUGUGAAAGUGUUUUGAACUUACUUUUGCAAGUCACCAGAGACUAUGCGUCACCAGGAAGUCAGCAGUGUUACAAUAUGUAUGACUACACGUUAAAGGACUCCUACCCUUCAUGUGGUAUGAACUGGCCCCCCGAUUUGCCAAAUGUCAACCUGUUCUUGACAAAUCCCGAUGUCAUGGAUAACAUCAACCUCGAACACAAGACCAAAUGGCAUGAAUGUGACCAGGCAGUCAGCAAUAAUUUGAGGGCCAAGAAUCUGCGCCCAUCUAUUGUAUUGUUCCCAUCCAUUUUGCAGGAGGUGCCCAUCGUGCUUUUCCAUGGAAACAGAGACAUUAUUUGUAACUACAUUGGAGGGGAAGACAUGAUUGCAGCGCUUAAAUGGGGUGGCCAGCGAGGAUUUUCAAAGGAUAUUUCCAUCUAUGACUGGGUAUAUGAUGGAAAGGUGCUGGGCUACAUUAAGAGCGAACGGAACUUGACGUUCGUUAAUGUAUUUGAGGCAUCCCAUAUGGUGCCAUUUGAUAUUCCCGAAACAUCCCGUGCACUCGUGGAUAUUCUUUACGACAACUUGGAGGUUCGUCAAGAGGAAGGAAAGAAGCCCGAGAUGGUGACUUACCCACUAGGAUACUUGAAGUCAACCACCACGGAGGACCCCACAAAGAUUGGCGUGGAGGAGCCACUUGUAUCGGAUGAAGCUUCCCAGGAAUCCAGCUUGGCAUCAGGCUUAAGUACCAGUUUGGAGUCCAGUGUACCUUCUGGAAAUGCUACCACCAAUGGAAUGCAAGAAGAAUCGCAUACUAGUCGGAUGGUCCGGGUGAUUCAGCUUGCUGUCAUUGUGGUGCUUGUAUGGGGGAUCUGUGCUCUCUACAACACUUACAAGUCCAAGCCAACAUCGAUUAUAAAGACGAAGCCUUCCGGUCGCAAGAAAAAUGUCCAGUGGGCUGACCAGCUAGAGGAAGAAGAGGAGCAGAAAAUGCAGCCUGAGGGAUUUAUUCUGAAGGCUUUACACAAGCUCAAAGGCACGGAAGGAUAUGCCACAGUUCCUAAUGAAGAUAUAGAAUUGGGUAAAGUGAGUGUCGAUGAUGAAUUCAUUGUUGCUAGUGACGACGAGCUUGAUCAUACGCCUCUUGGGGCAACCUCGGGAGAGAGAUCCCCUACUUCUCCUACAUCGUGA